CACCCGCGGGGACAGUCGGUGAUUCCCGGUUUGGCCCUUCCCGCCCGCCCCCGCUGCCCUGAGAGCGCUCUGGGGGUGUCGCGGCGUUUUCCUCCCGGCGUGUCCCCCCGGUGUCCCCCCGGUGUCCCCCCGGUGUCCCCAGGCCAGGCGGUCUCGGUGCCCCACGGCCACCCCGGGCCCGUCCCUCGCGUGGGUUUAAGGCCGCUCUCAGUGAGGAGGUGGGGCCGGGCCGGGCCCCCGAACCUUCCCCGGGCCGCUCCGGGCCCCGCGGCCGCAGGAACGGGAAGUGAGGGGUGGGAGAAGCGGGAAGGCCUCGCCGGAGGUGUUGGGGAUCCCCCCCUGGAGCACGGGAACCCCCCGGAACUGAGUGGAAAAAAGGGGGAAAAGAGUGAAAAAGCAUCCGAGGAGCUGGCGGCCACCGGGGACAGCGGGGUCCCCUCGGCGUGUCCGCAGCGGGAUCGGGACACGGCGCUCCCGGGAUGCGGGGACGGUGGAGCCGAGACCCCACGGAAUUCUUCGGCUGCUUCCGUGGAUUCCCAGAGGAGCGGCGAGGCCCUGGAUGGUUUUCCCCUGAAGCAUUCCAACACCUUGACCAACAGACAGAGAGGCAACGAGGUGUCAGCGCUGCCAGCCACGCUGGACACCCUGUCCAUCCACCAGCUCGCUGCCCAAGGGGAGCUCAUCCAGCUGAAGGAGCACCUGAGGAAAGGUGAGAAUUUGGUGAACAAACCUGACGAGAGAGGCUUCACCCCCCUGAUCUGGGCUGCAGCUUUUGGGGAGAUCGAGACCGUCCGGCACCUCCUGGAGUGGGGUGCUGAUCCCCACGUGCUGGCCAAGGAGAGGGAGAGCGCCCUGGCCCUGGCCAGCAUGGGCGGCUACACCGACAUUGUCACCCUGCUGCUGGACAGGGACGUGGACAUCAACACCUACGACUGGAACGGGGGCACCCCCCUGCUCUACGCCGUGCGUGGGAACCACGUCAAGUGUGUGGAGGCCCUGCUGGAUGGGGGUGCUGACCUGACCGAGGAGGCGGAUUCGGGGUACACCCCCAUGGACCUGGCCGUGGCCUUGGGACACAAGAAAGAAAACAAGAGGGAAAACAGUGACCAGAUCCUUCCCAGAGCAGCUUCCCCGAAUUCCAGCCCUUUCCCUGCCUCAGUCCAACAGGUGAUCGAGAAUCACAUCCUGAAGCUGUUCCAGAACAAGAAGAAAAAGAAGAAAUGAGGCUCCAGCUCUUCCCAGGCUCACCACGGCCUCACCCCAGCCUGGAACAGCCUCCAGCCAUGGAAAAAUCCAGGAAUUUCAGCCCUCCGUGGAUCCAAGCCUCUCCUAAAACCCAAGGACCUAAAUCCCAGCCCUGGCUGGGUUCAGCUGCUCCGUGUUUUCUUGUUGGAAUUCAGUUUUUAAUUGGAAUUAAACUUGGGAGCAGCUCUGUGGAGCUCUAUCUGCUUCCUCAGCCCAUCUCAA
This is a messenger RNA of Cinclus cinclus, 1467 nucleotides long. RefSeq names its product regulatory factor X associated ankyrin containing protein (gene RFXANK). Gene Ontology annotation, cellular component: nucleus. NCBI's taxonomy places the organism in Eukaryota, Metazoa, Chordata, Aves, Passeriformes, Cinclidae. Gene Ontology annotation, biological process: regulation of transcription by RNA polymerase II. The annotation marks the transcript as partial. The record is from RefSeq and is a predicted model, not a curated record. Gene Ontology annotation, molecular function: protein binding. The transcript is spliced from 10 exons.